Bolinopsis microptera is the source of this 2845-nucleotide messenger RNA. RefSeq names its product cytoplasmic FMR1-interacting protein 2-like. The transcript is spliced from 23 exons. The coding region runs from base 83 to 2845 and encodes 920 amino acids. Lineage: Eukaryota; Metazoa; Ctenophora; Tentaculata; Lobata; Bolinopsidae. Gene Ontology annotation, biological process: cell morphogenesis; regulation of translation; regulation of actin filament polymerization. Gene Ontology annotation, cellular component: SCAR complex. Gene Ontology annotation, molecular function: small GTPase binding; RNA 7-methylguanosine cap binding. The record is from RefSeq and is a predicted model, not a curated record.
CACUACUAUAUAACAAAUAAUUUUAGAAUGGUUAACUCAAAGUGGCAAGCUUAUUAGAUAGUUCUUCCACACACCCAGAGCAAUGGAUUUUAAUGUGGCCAUCGACGAAGCUCUGAAAAAUGUCAACCAGCUGGAGCGACUUGGCAAGAGGCUGACAGAUGAGCAGCCCUUCAUAGAAGCUUUUCCAGCUUCAGUUACUUACACUGUUAAUCUGGACACUAACUUUGAGGACAGGGAGGCGUUCGUUACGGGCUUCUCAAAGUAUCUCGAAGAAGCAACUGUUCAAUCUGAUUUGAACCUGCUUCUGGAGGAGGGAGAGAAACAUGCUGUUAUGUUGUACACUUGGAGAUGCAUAUCUAAAGCUAUUCCAUCGGUGAAGGAUGAUAGCGAUCCCCGGAGAAUGGAAAUAUACGAGAAGACUAUACAGGUUAUGGAACGUGAGAUUGGUAAACUUAUUGAGUUUUACUACUUCUUCGAUCGUGCUAAAGACAAGUUCUGCCAGGAGAUUACUAACCUUUGUCAUCCUCAAAAAAUAAAGGACUUUAUAUCAGAAACACAUCUUGUUACGCUGGGUCAGCUUAUCAAUAUGUUUGCUGUGCUGGAUCAACUGAAGGAUAUUAAAGCUUCUAUAUCCAACGACUUUACCCACUACAAGAGGAUUGACUCACUGCUGGGGAAGCAAGGGAUGAACGAAGAUAGGAACAUGUUGUAUCAACAACUAACCAUGUUCCUUGCUGGACGCAGGGUUAUUAUGGAUGCACUGUUCACGAAACUUUCUACGAUCGAAAACUUUGAGGAAGUAUUAGCAGAAAUAGUAAAUACAGCCGCAAGAAGAUUCGAGAUGAAAUGCUACAUGACACCCAAGGAAAAGCACAUGCUGUUAAAGGUAGUAGCAUUCGGUUUAUUCCUGAUCGACGGACCAGCAAAUAAAAGUAGGGGUGAGAAAAAGGGGCCAUCUUCAAGACUGCUAAAAAUGAACGAUAGAAGUCUGAGUAUUCAAAGAUUUGAUCGUCUUUUCAAGACUCUACCUGUGGUCCCCCUGUACGGAGACAUGCACAUAAACGUGUACCUGUGCCCACGCGACCAGAGAUUCACAAGCUACGAGUUGGACCCGGGUAAAUGGACCUGUGUUAACAAGGACGUAGUCAAGGUAUCAACAACACAGUUUAAUAUAGUAAACAAGUUGCAAAUAAUGAGACAGGAAUACGAGAGGAUAACAGCUGAACUUAUGAACAUCAACGGAUCGUACAAGAACCAGUUCAAUAUCUCGGAAGGAGAGGGAGUUACACAAAACACUUCCGCCCCUCAGUUUAUGGAGGUGUUCGAGCUGGCGAAGCGCGGCAUUCAGUUCCUGUGCGAGUGCAGUGCUACUCUCAUGGAACUGUACGUUUGGAAACUGUCCAACCCCCGUGACAAGCGAGAACUGGAAGUGCAACUAAAAAACAAUCUUCUGAAUGAAGAAUCUGAGGGACCCAUCGAGGAAAAGGACUUUGAUAUCGCUCACUACGAACGGGCUACGAAAUACAACUACACGCCAGAGGAGAAGUCUGCGUUUGUAGAAGUUAUCUCUAUUAUUAAGUCAACAGCUGCCCUCAUGAAGCGAAUGGAGGUAGUGUUUAGCGAGGGUAUAGCCCGCUGUGUGCACCUUGAGGUCCAGGACUUUGUCCAGCGGCGACUCAGAGACUUGCUACGGUUCUCUGUCAAGAAGAAGAAACAGAUAAUCAGAACGGUGGUGACGGCCAUUAGGGAAACAUGUGCUGACUGGAUAAACAACAAGGAGGACCCUAACGACCCCGCUAUAAAGGGAGAAAAGGACCCUAAGACCGGGCACAAAGUCCGGAUUAAGAACAGAGCAUGUGGGCUGUCGAGCACACAGUUGUACAUGGUGAGGACGAUGGUAGAGAGUCUUAUCUCCAACAAGGCUGCUAACAAGAAGACUAUGAAGAAGGAGAUGGACACUCAGCAUUACACUGAACUGGACAAGUUCUAUUCUAGGUCAUAUUUCUACAAAGACCUGCUGAACUUUGGGACAGUGCUGAGCGACUGUUCGGACUUGCCUCAGUUCUGGUACCGGGAGUUCUACCUGCAGCUGGAGGAUAAGAUACAGUUUCCUAUCGAGAUGAGCAUGCCAUGGAUCCUCACUAGUCACAUACUUGAAAUGGGAGAUCCCAGUAUGAUGGAAUACAUCCUGUUCCCUCUGGAUCUUUACAACGACAGUGCCAACUAUGCACUCUCUGUCUUCAAGAAGCAGUUCCUUUAUGACGAAAUCGAGGCUGAGGUGAACUUGUGUUUUGAUCAGUUCGUGUAUAACCUGUCUGAUAACAUUUUCAACUACUUCCGACAAAAGGCCUGUAUUCUUUAUCUUGACAAGAAGUUCAAGGACGAUGCUGCCAAUCUGAAGAUAAGGAUCCCCAAUUGUCAGAGCAACAGAUACGAGACAAUACUCCAGCAGAGACACGUACAGCUCCUGGGAAGAAGCGUGGACUUGAACCGUCUGAUACGACAGAGGCUGGCCAUUGCCAUGCACAAGAGCAUAGAGGUGGCCAUUACCAAAUUUGAAACGAAAGAUUUGACGGGUAUAAUUGAGUUACAGUCGCUCAUUGGAAUAGCAAAACUAACAUAUCAGAUGCUAUGUGAAUACGUUACUCUUGAUUCAUUUGACGAUAUAUUCCGACAAGCUAAUGACAGUGUGAAGUCCCCCUGCGGUAAGAUAACCAUGCACAUCUACGAUGAGCUCAACAACGAUUUCCUACCUAACUUCUGCUACAAUUCUAGUACCAACAGGUUUGUAAGAACGACUAUGGCAUUCUCUGAGGCAGUGCACAGGGAAUCACACAGUUACUAA